UUAGAUUUUGAGUGAUUAUCAGAUAAAUUAUGGCACUUGUUGAUUCAAUCAUAGAUGAAUUAAAUGAUUUAGAUGAAUUAGACGUAUUAUCCGAUGAUGUUCAUGGAAAAGCUGAUAUGGAUGAUCUUGAUAGUAUUUCGAAGCUACUAAAAUCACGUAGCUACGUUGAUAUAAUGCAGAAAGUUGAAGAUGCGAAUAAAGGAAUUGUUACCUUCAGCUAUUAUCAUGGUUGUUUCUGUUACGGCGUCAACUACUAGUGGCAAGCCGUUGCCGGAGGAUGUUUUGCAGAGGACAUUGGAAGCAUGUGAUAGAACCCUAGCUCUUGAUUCAUCGAAGAAGAAGGUCGUUGAUUUUGUUGAGAGUCGAAUGAGUACUAUUGCUCCUAAUCUGUGUGGUGUUGUUGGUAGUGCAGUUGCUGCGAAACUAAUGUGUUGUGCUGGUGGUUUAUCGUUGUUGGCGAAUAUGCCUGCUGAUAAUGUGAGGAGUCUGGGUGGUAAAAGGAAGAAUUUAGCAGGGUUUUCCACAGCUAAUGCUUCGCGAUUUUGUUAUAUUGAGGAAACAGAUGUAUAUCAGAGUACACCUCCUUCGUUGAGGGUGAAAGUUUGUAGGAUUUUGGCGAAUAAAGCUAUUCUAGCAGCACGAAUGGACUUGAGCAAAGCUGGAAUGUUCAGUUUUAAGGAAGAGAUUUGUAAAAAGAUAGAGAAAUUGCAAGAGUUACCUCCUGCAAGGCUGCCAAAGCCUCUUCCAGUUCCUGAUUUUAGGUCUAAGAAGCAGAGAGGUGGUAUUCGGCAUAGAAAGAGGAAAGAUGUAUAUCAGGUUACAGAGGCGCAGAAGAUGAGGAAUAGGGUGAAGUUUGGGUCACCUGAAGAAAGCUCGUUAGGGGAUGGAUUAGGGGUGGGCUAUGGUAUGCUUGGUCAGGCUGGAAGUGGCAAGUUGCUUGUAUCAGCUCGUCAGAACAAGAAAAAAGCAAAGAUUAACAAGGUGAAGAGUUAUGGAAGCAGUGGAUCAGGCCUGAUGAGUUCGAGUUUUGCCUUCACACCAGUACAAGGGAUUGAGCUAUCGAAUCCUCAGGCAUAUUCGGAUGGAACUCAAAGCACCUAUUUUUCUGAGACAGGAACAUUUUCGAAGAUUAAGAGACAAAAGUCCGUUUUUGAUGUUUGAGAUUGCAAGUUCAAUCAUGAUCCAUUAGGUGUUCUGUUACCUGUCUACCUUCAAAAUGAAGCAGAUUGAUGAGUUUAUCUGUGGAAGCAAUGUUAUGUGAGGAUAGUAUGAGCUUGAGGAGGUGAUCGAUUCCUUUUUUUGAUGUCAUGUGCAUGUGAGUUCCACGACUUCUCCUGUGUUUUGUGCAGAACUGAAAGCUUGACGUAAAAGACAUAAAUAAUCAAACAAUAAUUGAAAUUCUACCGUUAAAUUCCACGUAGUCCAAUUUCAAGUGUCUACAAAGCAAAGUUGCAAAAAUAUACUGCAGGUGAGUAUUGUACUAAACGCAUGGCAUGAUAAAUUCUAAAACCAGAAUAAAUAAAG
Molecule: messenger RNA, 1524 nt
Organism: Solanum pennellii
Lineage: Eukaryota; Viridiplantae; Streptophyta; Magnoliopsida; Solanales; Solanaceae
Product: U4/U6 small nuclear ribonucleoprotein Prp31 homolog
Exons: 3
Coding region: 190-1161 (323 amino acids)
Biological process (GO): spliceosomal tri-snRNP complex assembly; mRNA splicing, via spliceosome
Cellular component (GO): U4/U6 x U5 tri-snRNP complex; U4 snRNP; precatalytic spliceosome
Source: RefSeq, a predicted model, not a curated record